AUGACAAACGUUUAUCUGCUCCAUCUUCCAACUGAAAUAUUCCAUUGCAUUUUCGAUUAUCUCGACACACCAACUAUUUUGCGUUCAAUUCGAUGUGCUUGCAGUCAACUUCAUGCAAUUGUUAAUACUUAUGACCACUUUGAACUUGAGUUCAAAUCUAUUGACAUAGAUCGUAUCAAAUUUAUAUCGGAUGUUAUUGGUAUUGAAAAUAUAACUUCUCUAAUAUUUUCUAUUGGAAACAGUAAACAAUCAAAUAAUAUUGAUUUAGCUCUAUCGAUAUUUACUACUCGACAAUCUAAUCGACUUCGUUCAUUGACUCUUCUUGAGAUUUUUCACAGUGACCUAAAUCAAUUAUUACCAUGUAUCAAUGCUCUCAGUUUAGUAUCACUUACAAUUCAUUUAUGUGGAACAUAUGCUAUUUCAACAAAUACUCCUCGUUCAAUAAUAACGCUUCAAUCAAGUCUUCAAAAAUUCCACUUAAAAGGUUUACAUAGUAUAACAAAUACCUUAUCAUGGCCAACACACUGUAUAUUGCAGUCUCUAACAAUAGAAUAUUGUAGUUUUAAAGAAUAUCAAUUUAUUCUUGACCACUGUCCCCUUUUGCGAACACUUGUAAUAGAACGAUGCUCACUGUAUGAUAUAAAUGUUAGAACUAUGACAACGUCUACGUUUCGAUCCUAUACACAACUAACUUCACUAAUAAUGUGCAACAUUUAUUUAUCUUUCGAUGAACUGAGUGUACUUUUGUCUUUAACGCGAUCACUUAUUAAUUUAAAAAUAAUCAGUUGGUCAGGAAAUUUCUACUCUUUAUGCGACGGAUCUAAAUGGGAAGAAUUCAUUCAAAACAAAUUACCGCGCUUGAAUAAUUUCGAAUUCUGUUUUCGACAAACUCUUGAUUACAAUAAUAAUCAUCCUAGUCACCAUUCAAUUAUAAAUCUAUAUCGAACACCAUUUUGGCUUGAGAAAAAACAUUGGUAUGUUACAUGUGAUUGUGUUAUACGUUCAUCAUUCGCAUCUGAAAUAAUACUUUAUACAAUGCCAAUCAAAAUAGAUAAUAUUCGACUCAUAAUUAGAUGUCAAGCAUUAUCAAUGGAUAAUCUUUGUUAUUUCACUAAGUACCAGUUAAAUCACCAAGAUGAAAUCAGUGAAAGAGAAGUAUGUAUAAAAUGCUCUUCAAUUACAGAUAUUAAUGAUCUAUUUUUUGAUUGUUGA
This is a messenger RNA of Rotaria sp. Silwood2, 1212 nucleotides long. NCBI's taxonomy places the organism in Eukaryota, Metazoa, Rotifera, Eurotatoria, Philodinida, Philodinidae. The record is from the annotation of a GenBank genome assembly.